Molecule: messenger RNA, 306 nt
Organism: Mytilinidion resinicola
Lineage: Eukaryota; Fungi; Ascomycota; Dothideomycetes; Mytilinidiales; Mytilinidiaceae
Exons: 1
Coding region: 1-306 (101 amino acids)
Source: RefSeq, a predicted model, not a curated record
AUGGCUGAUGCCGGGAGCAGAAACAGCGGUGCCCACUCUUCAGGGGAGUACAGCGGAGUCAUUGAGGAGGCUAGUGUGGGCAUAAGUAGCAAUGUAAUGAAUACGUCAACCGUGCUAUCGUCUGGCAGUAGGGCUCAGGCAAAAAGGAGGGCUAACAGAGAGGACAGGAGGAAGAGAGAGGAGAAGAGAAGAAAGAGAAGAAAAAGGAAGAAGAGAAGAAAGAGGAGGGAGAGCAGAAGAAAGAAGGUACAGGGUCAAACUGAUAGGUGGAAAGAAUGUCCUCGUCCGGAUGACACAAUGAUGUGA